This is a messenger RNA of Microcebus murinus (gray mouse lemur), 8451 nucleotides long. NCBI's taxonomy places the organism in Eukaryota, Metazoa, Chordata, Mammalia, Primates, Cheirogaleidae. The record is from RefSeq and is a predicted model, not a curated record.
UGGGGGUGGGGGUCCUCCCAGGGGGUCUCAACCUUCCUUUUCCUGGGUCCCCAGGCAGCGUGGCUUCCCAGCCCACGUCCCCUCCCCUACCAGGCUCUGCUCCUGCUGCUCUGAAACAGACCGAGGCCCUGCUAGGGGCCACCUCCAAACCCUUGCUGCUGCUGUGCCCCGCCUGAGGGCUCUCCCUCCUCUGCCAGGCUGGGGGAUAAUAACAGGGAUAAGAAGAGCUAGUGCUUAUUGAGUGCUUACUGUGUGCUAGGUACUUAGCGUGGAUUUUUAUCAAGCCCUCACUUCAUUGAUGAGAAAACAGAGGUAUAGAAAAGUGAUUGAGCUGCCCAAGGUCACGCAGACAGGAAUGGCAGAGCUGGGAUUUGAACCCGGUAGUCCGAGCAUACGAACGUGAUGGAGAGCACAUUGGGGAGGUCUAGACCAUUGCAGGGCUGCCUCAUUGAGCACCUGCUGUGUACAUUUCCCUGCUCCAGGGAGCUUGUGUUCCAGCUGGGAGGGCAGAUGUCCGGGGGAGACGAGCUGGUAGCGAGUGUUGGAAGGGCAGGGGCUGGGACUGCGGGGGGUCUUUCCAAUCCUCAGGAGAAGAGGGCGAGCAGGGACAGCAACACCCUUUGAGAGAUGGAGGAGCUGAUGCUGAGAGAGGCCGAGUGACCUGCUCUGGUUCACAGUGGCCACAAAACCCAGAAGGUGGCUCAGUGCACUCUCUAAAGAGUCAGAGAGCUCAGGGUGGCUCUGGCUUGGGGCAAAGGAGCUUGGGUUCUAGGCCAACCUUAGCACGGAGCAGGCAUCUAAGAAAUGCUAGGUGAAUUUUACUGAACCGGGUAAGGGCCAAAGUGUGGCCUCUGAGCUCCCAGAGAGCAGCUUCAGCAGCAAGGAGGACUUGGAGAGGGGUUUUGUUCCCAGUGGCUCAGCCCACGAGAGUCCCCAAGUCCUUCCUCAGCUAAGCUUGUUCUCUGGGCAGUGAGCCCCUCCUGGGGUCCCGAGUUCCUGGGGGGGGGGCUCACACCAAGUGCAUCCUGGGAAGCGAGGUGGGAGUGGGGCUGUGGACUGGACAAUGUCCUCCACCCCAAGUCCUCCUCCCCAGCCCCACCCUACCUCCACCCAUCCUGUGACACUCCUAGGCAGAGCAUGCUGCAGAAGGGACCUGAGAUUUGCAUCCAGAGACCAAGGCUGGUGCCAGGCCCUGCCGUGAGCCCGCUGUGUGGCCGUGGCUGUGUCCCUCCUGCUCAGCCUCAGUGUUGGUGUCUGAGGAGGUUAGAGCAAGGCCCUGUAGAGAUAGACGCUGGCUGCAGCCCCAUCCCUGCCAUUUCCCGGCUCCCCGAAGGCGGUUCAGGCAAAGGCUAGUCCCUCCUUACAGUGCCUGGGGCCGCCGGAGCUGGGGCCUUGCUCACAGUUCCCACCCAGCUCGUCAGCAGAAUCUGACCAUGCUCUGCACCCACCACCCUGGGUCAAAGCCACCCCGACUCUCGCCUGGACAGUGCAGUGGCUUCUCCUGGCUCCCUGUGCUGCCCUUGAGGCGACAGUCUGUUCUCCGCAGAGCAGCCAAAGCAAGCUGUUCGAACCCAGUUCUGGCCAUAGCACUCCUCUGCUCUGAAUCCUCCGGUGAAAGCCACCUUUCUGCCCCUCAGCCCCAGUGUCCCCUGGCUCGCUCCAUCCCACCCUCCUCGCUGUUCCUCCCUCACGCACACGCACUCCUGCCUGAGCACCGGCUGCUCCUUCCGCCUGGAACAUUCUUCCCUGGUGCCCCCACCUGUGUGGAGUCUGUUCACACGUGCCCUCGGCGAGCCUGCCCGACCACUGCUUCUCAGCGGACCCGCUGCCCCCGCCCUGUACCCCGCUUUGCCUUUCUCCAGAGCGUGACUUUCUAACGCUCAAUGCUAUUAUCUGACUCAUUAUUUUGAGUUUAUUGCAGUCUCCUUGCCCAGCCCUGUGCAGGCUCCACGAGGGAAGGGGUUUUGGUGCGUCUUGUCUCCCCACGUCCCCAGGGCCUGGCGCGGUGCCUGGCGCAGGGCGGGCUCUCUUGUGUUGUGUGGCCCUGAUGCGAUGUGGCUGCUCCAUCCGCUGGGCUGUCUUCACUGAUCACAGGGGGAUUCUGCAGGGGGCCCCUGUCACCUCACUCGGGCUGAAUGUGGCAGGUGGAAGGGGCUCAGGACAGCCCUACGGCUGGGAGAAAUCCCGUGACUCAUCCUAGGGAAUUGCGUGUGAUCCUCACUGUGUGACACUGUGCAAGUUACGUCAUCUCCCUGGCUUUAGUUUCCUCACCUGUCAAGUGGGAAUGGCAGCCUGCUGCAUGUUGGGAGGACUCAGUGAGGCCACUCGUGUAACGUGCUCAGGACAGUGGCUGGCGUGUAAACGUGACAUCCAAUUUCAUUGUUGCACCUGGUGGUUUGUAGUGGAAGCAGAAAUGCCACCAGCUGGGGCCCAUUUUGGUUCCACGGCUUUAGCCCCAGGCUGGGCCACCUGCGCUACAGAGGGCUACAGUGGUCCACGAUGCAGUGAGCAAGAGAGGCGCUAGCUUGGGAACCCGAACUUGGGCUCAAGUCCUGACUCAGCCAACUUCUUAAUGUCCUUUGGGGAAGGUCUUGUCAUCUUUCCGAGUCUCAGUUUCCCCAUUUGUUAAAGCAGGGUGGGUAUGAUGAACUCCAGGCUGUCUGAGAGACGCAUCUGAGACCCUGAGUGCCAGUGCUUAUUUAUUCCAUUUUAUUUUCAUGCUGCUUUAUUAAAAAUGUGAAGAUAAAAAGGAAUCAGGCUGAGAAUAACGGCUGAAAAAAUAUAGACAGUAGGCUGGUCCGAUGGUAGUGGGUUAUCAGAACUUAUUCACAUUAGUGUCACUAAAGUUGGUAUUCAACCCCCCACUGCUAAAUUUGACUGGCUUUAAAAAAAAUAUAUAUAUAUAUAGACAGUUGCAUGUGAAGGAGUCUCAGAAAAUGUCGUCUUGUGAGUGCUGUUGACUUGCUCUGGGCCUGCUACUGUGCACUUCUGAGCCUCCUAGCAGCCUGAGUGAUAAGGGAAACAUGCUCAGUUCCAUGAUUCUUAGCAGCAAGCCAGACUGGGGCCUUAUCUAUGGGUUCCACCCUGAAGGCCCUAGUGAGUCAGAAGAGAGCCCCCAGGCACUGGUGACUCUGUUGUCAGAAGGGCACAGCUGGCUGGUGUAAUCAGAUCCAGGAAGCCAAAGGACAGCUGGGUCAGCCUGCCCUCAGCAGGUCCACAGAGGCCCUUUACACCCAAGCAGGACAUUCACUUGCCUCUCCAAGGUUCUCUCACCUUGCUAUGGCCUUUGUUCGCCACUGCCAGGGGAUCCAGUCUGGAUGGCAGCCCCAGGCCCUGCCCUCCACACCGCAUGGGCCAGUUUAGUCUAACUUGGGGUGUGCCCCACAGAGGCAGGUCCCCCGUAGAGAAAAAUAAUCCACCAGGAGGAGCAGGGCUGCCUUGCUAGGUCCUGAAAGGCCCUGGGUGGGUCACUCUGGAAGCUUCCGCUGUGCUGACAUCAGUCUGCAGUGUUGCCUUGUGCCUGGUUGCUGCCACCGCAGGAUGUCCCAUCCCCGCCUCUACUGGGCCUGGCCCUUUGCCGUUUUGCUCACCCUGCUGGCCUGGCCUGACUUCUCGCUUUGCCGGACCAGAGCUGGACUCCAGUGUGGAGAGGUGCCGGAAGACCCAUUUCGAAAUGUCGCCAAGGAGCAGACCCCCCUUCCCCUCCUUCCACAAGCCAGCGGAGACCACCCCACCUCUGCCCUGGGACAGCUGACAUUAGCAGAGGAUGAAGAUGAGACGCUACAAGCUCUUUCUCAUGUUCUGUAUGGCCGGCCUGUGCCUCAUCUCCUUCCUGCACUUCUUUAAGACCCUGUCCUAUGUCACCUUCCCCAGAGAACUGGCCUCCCUCAGCCCUAACCUUGUAUCCAGCUUCUUCUGGAACAAUGCCCCGGUCACGCCCCAGGCCAGCCCCGAGCCAGAAAGCCCCGACCUGCUGCGGACCCCCCUCUACUCCCACUCGCCCCUGCUGCAGCCCCUGUCACCAAGCAAGGCCACCGAGGAACUCCACAGGGUGGACUUCGUGCUGCCCGAGGACACCACCGAGUAUUUCGUGCGCACCAAAGCCGGGGGGGUCUGCUUCAAACCAGGCACCAAGAUGCUGGAGAAGCCGCCCCCCGGGCGGCCGGAGGAGAAGCACGAGGGGGCCAAAGGCUCCUCGGCCAGGCGCCCGCCCCGGUACCUGCUGAGCGCCCGCGAGCGCGCGGGCGGCCGGGGCCCGCGGCGCAAGUGGGUGGAGUGCGUGUGCCUGCCCGGCUGGCACGGGCCCAGCUGCGGCGUGCCCACCGUGGUGCAGUACUCCAACCUGCCCACCAAGGAGCGGCUGGUGCCGCGCGAGGUGCCGCGCCGCGUCAUCAACGCCAUCAACGUCAACCACGAGUUCGACCUGCUGGACGUGCGCUUCCACGAGCUGGGCGACGUGGUGGACGCCUUCGUGGUGUGCGAGUCCAACUUCACGGCCUACGGCGAGCCGCGGCCGCUCAAGUUCCGCGAGAUGCUGACCAACGGCACCUUCGAGUACAUCCGCCACAAGGUGCUCUACGUCUUCCUGGACCACUUCCCGCCGGGCGGCCGGCAGGACGGCUGGAUCGCCGACGACUACCUGCGCACCUUCCUCACCCAGGACGGCGUCUCGCGGCUGCGCAACCUGCGGCCCGACGACGUGUUCAUCAUCGACGACGCCGACGAGAUCCCGGCGCGCGACGGCGUGCUCUUCCUCAAGCUCUACGACGGCUGGACCGAGCCCUUCGCCUUCCACAUGCGCAAGUCGCUGUACGGCUUCUUCUGGAAGCAGCCGGGCACGCUGGAGGUGGUGUCGGGCUGCACGGUGGACAUGCUGCGCGCCGUGUACGCGCUGGACGGCAUCCGCCUGCGCCGCCGCCAGUACUACACCAUGCCCAACUUCCGCCAGUACGAGAACCGCACGGGCCACAUCCUGGUGCAGUGGUCGCUCGGCAGCCCGCUGCACUUCGCGGGCUGGCACUGCUCCUGGUGCUUCACGCCCGAGGGCAUCUACUUCAAGCUCGUGUCCGCCCAGAACGGCGACUUCCCCCGCUGGGGCGACUACGAGGACAAGCGCGACCUCAACUACAUCCGGAGCCUGAUCCGCACGGGCGGCUGGUUCGACGGCACGCAGCAGGAGUACCCGCCCGCCGACCCCAGCGAGCACAUGUACGCGCCCAAGUACCUGCUCAAGAACUACGAGCAGUUCCGCUACCUGCUGGACAACCCCUACCAGGAGCCCAGGAGCACGGCGCAAGGCGGGCGGCGCGGCAGGCUUCCGGAGGGACGGCCACCUGCCCCCGGCAAAUCGGACGAGGUUGAAGGCUAAGGCUGCAUGACCUUAUAGGGCCCGUGGCAGGGUGCAGGGUGGUGGCCGCCCCUAGAAUUAUCUCCCUGUCUCCUUCUGCCGGCUUGGCUUGGUGGUUCUUGAGAGGACCUGGAGUGGGUGGGUGGGAGGAUGGGGCUUCCCCCACUCAAGCACUUGUGAAUCGAGGGUCAGGCCUUUGGGCCCAAAACGCGAAGUGGGGCAGGCUGAGACACCUGCUUGGCCCUUCUGCCCGCCAAGAGUGCUGUGGCCAGACGUGCUGCUGGGGAGUGCACCGUGGUCUCUCUGGGCAGAAAGGGAGGGCAGGCAGGGUGGGGGAAGGGAUCCCGCAGGAAUACUCGAGUGCCCAUGAGGGCGUGGCCUGGCUGGGGAGGAGCCCACCGUUGGCAUCCUGGGGCUUUGGACCUGCAGGGGGAAAGGGCAUGCCAGGAGGGCCAAGGGCUCUGUAUAUAGAUGCAUUUGGGUCCAGGAGCAAGAGGGGACACCUAGGAAGGAGGGGAUGACAAAUGACAUCCAGCUGAGAGGAAGUGCUGGUGGAUGCUGUGCGGUGUUAUCAGCAGUGCUGGGCCGAAGAGAGAGGAGAGCUUUGGGGUACACCUGCCCCAGAGGACAUGACACCGCACUGGGUGGCUGGUGCCUGAGUCUGUCUCUGUCCUCCCGGCCCGUAGGAACUGACAUGGCACAGGGCCCCGGGAGCCCUGCGGAGUCUUCCUUUGUCUCCCAAACCUGGCCUUGACAGUCCUUCUUACUUUUUAUACUGCUGUCUUGUGGGCUGCCCAUUCAGUCCUUGCAAGGCCAGGAGUCCAGCUGUAGGUGGUACCUGGGGGAGGGAGAAAGGAGGAAACUGACAGAAGGGCCCAGCAUCUAUUCACCCCUUCCUCCCUGUCACCCCUUCCUGCUGGCACCCACAGACCCAGCUCUCCACCCUCCCAGGUGGGAUCACUCUUGUGCCCCUCCUUGAGGAUGGCUAGGGGCCAGAAAGGACCCUCGAGGCUAUCCUGGGCCCAAGAAGGGACAUUAAGGCCAGUUAUAUGUCAUCCCAUUCCUCAUAGUUUGCCUUGGGUGGGGGUGUAUUUGUUGGAGUAGUUUCUAAGCUGCUGUAAUUAAGAGACCCUGAAAUACAGUGGUUUACGCAGAACAGAGCUUGUUUCUAAUUAAAUUGUCUAGAGGAAGAUGGUCCAGAGCUAGUAGGGCAGCUCUGUUUUCCUUCGUACACACCUUCCAAUUCUGGGCAGAGCGGCUGCUCCACCUCCCACCAUCCUGUGUGCAUCCAAUCCUGGGGGAAGCAGAGAUAGGCAAGGGAGGUUCAUGCCCUUUCCUGUUAAGGGCAUGAACCAGAAAUGGCUCUGUCACUCUGCUAGCAUCUCAUUGGCCAGGCCUCAGUCACAUGACCACAAGCAGCUGCAAGGGCAACUGGGAAGUGUAGUCAAGCUGGGCUGCCAUGUGCAGGCCUCAGCCUGGGAGUCCUCUUGUUAACUGGGGAGAAGAGAAUGCAUACAGGAGACAAGUAGCGCCUCUGGCGGAGGGGAAGGGGAGGUGGUAGGAAUGACUGCUUCAGUCAGAUGCUGCUCUCGUCAGAGCUUCUGGAACACCUGCUCCUGUUCCUCUGGCUGUGCCAGCCCAGGGCCAGGGUGCAGUGGGAGCCGCAGCUGUGUGGGAAGGGAGCUCCCUCUCCCCCCGCCCGCUCACACGUUACCGAGUGACGCGGUGUGCGGAGUCUGCCUGUGGGAAUGGUAUGUGUUUGUGGGUGUGUGUGUAUAUUUAUGGGCAUGGGUGCAUGCUUGGUGUGUAUUUGUACAUGUCUGUAUCGACGUGUCCCUGUAACUAUAGGUUUGUGUGUGGACAUGGGAGCCCAGGCCCAGGUGUCCUCUUCCCCAGGACCUGGAGCCUGUGGCCACACCUCCUGCAGCUCCCCAAAAUGACUGAGGCAAUAAGCCCUUGGGGAGCCCAGGAGGCAAGGCUAAAGGAGAUGCAGGGUCUGUCCGUCUGUCUUGCAGUCUGAGGAAUGGGAACGCUCCCGACCUGCGGGCCGUGCAGCUGAGAGCCCACUACCUCCCCAGCCCCUCUUGGCCCCGCCCCACCUCCAGUGAGGCCUUUUCUCUGGAUGUCUUAUUGGGAGUUCCUGAUGGGUUGGAGUACUCUUGCUCCUGUCUAGGGGAUCCCCCAGGGAACCCCUCCUUUGAAGUCACAGCAGACUUCCUCUCUGGUUCCCCUUGGGGCUGAGAGGUGGCUUGAGAAGUCAGGGUGUUGCUGUGGCCCUGGGUCAGUCCAGGCUGGGCUGCCCUCCCGAGGAGCCUCUCUGUGCCCCAUGGACAGGCGCCUGAAUCAUGCCUGACCCCAGCCCAGGGCCUCCCUCCUCGACGGCUUCCUCACCCCCCCUCCCAGCACCUCCCCAGGCUUGCAGGGGUCCUUGGCCUCCAGUGCUCAGGGGCAGGGGGAGGAAAAGGGGAGAAGCUCGGACCUGCCAGGCCCCGUCUCCCCAGACCCCGUGGGGCAGGGGCCUGUUCACAGCAGCGCGGGUGCAGCCCUGGCGGUUGGCGGAGAGGACAGCUGUCAGAGGGCUGGGGCGCCAGGACGUGGGGUUGAAGAGCUUCGUGUACCAUCACAGCAUACACUGGGAAUUUGGGGGGCUCCGGGCCACUCCCCCAACGUGAAGGGAAACCAAACUAAAUGUGAACGCCGGCACACUGCUGUCCUGUUGGUGUAUCCAGAUCCCUCUCCCCGGAAACCACUAGCCCCAUGACCUCUAGACCCAAGUAGGCUCACCUGUGCCAAGCACCCAGGGAGCUCGGCUGGCCCUGUCCACUCGUGGGUCACGUCGGUUCCCUGGGGCAGCGUGGGAGAGCGUUGGGGGCCGAGGGGAGAGGGGUGGGGAGACUGAUGGGACUUGCCCAAGCAGAAGGCAGGGCCCUGGGAAAUGUAUAAUUUAAGGACACCAAUAAUAAUAGUAUUAUUUUUUUUGUAAGGGAAAAUCAAUAUGUACAUUCUGAAAUCAUUUUCUCUGUAAAUGGUUGGAUUUCAUUUCACCCUUAAAGGGAUGCUUAAAAGGAGAAGAUAAUAUUAAUAAUAAAAACAGAUACAAAGUC